Molecule: messenger RNA, 6873 nt
Organism: Rattus rattus (black rat)
Lineage: Eukaryota; Metazoa; Chordata; Mammalia; Rodentia; Muridae
Gene: Dzip3
Product: DAZ interacting zinc finger protein 3
Exons: 33
Coding region: 235-3759 (1174 amino acids)
Biological process (GO): protein polyubiquitination
Cellular component (GO): cytoplasm
Molecular function (GO): polyubiquitin modification-dependent protein binding; RNA binding; ubiquitin-protein transferase activity
Source: RefSeq, a predicted model, not a curated record
CCUACCUUCCCUGCCAUGAUGGAAUGUAUCUCUUCAAGCUAUAAGCUAGAAUAAACUUUAAAUUGCUUUUUGUCCAAUACUUUGUUUUGCUACGAAACAGUGCUUUCCUAUCACAGAAGAAUAGAGGAAACGUGAACUAAUUUUGCCGUGCACCUAAACAGUGAACUUUAAUGGCCAUAGCAAAAGUCAGUUUGCAAGCAUUGGAAUAAAUCUUGAAAAGAAACAUUGUGCAACAUGGAUCCUCUAACACAAGAAUUUUUUGUAAGUGGAAACCCUGGUGUGGAAGAACAGACCAAGGAAGAAACUGAAAAUAAUUCAGAGAAGCCAGUCAGUCAGCUGGACAAACAGAAAACGGAUAUAUCUACUGUCCCUGAGCCUGUUAACCCACUGGUAGAAGUAAAGAAGGUAUUAAAGGCAAUCAGUGCUCUUCCCAAAGGUGUGUUCCCUAACAUUGAAAAGUUCAUACAAGAAGACUUCUCCUUCCAUACUGUGCAGAGGGAAGUUACAACUAAUAGCCAAACUGGGGAAGAAAUUGCUCCUGCUUUAACAUUACAUGUUUUGAUAACACAACUGGAAACAGCACUUAGAAACAUUCAAGCUUCUAAUUAUACGGCAGAACAAAUUAAUGUUGGUUAUUACUUGACAUUACUGUUUUUGUAUGGAGUGGCACUAACUGAUAGAGGAAAGAAAGAGGACUGCAUAGAAGCUGAGAAUAAAUUUCUGGUGAUGAAGAUGGUGAUCCAAGAAAGUGAGAUGUGUGAAAACUUUAUGUGUUUAGUUUAUUUUGGACGUGGUUUACUUCGAUGUGCUCAGAAGAGAUAUAAUGGAGCACUACUAGAAUUUUACAAAAGCUUACAAGAAAUAGGAGAUACAGAUGAUAAUUGGUUUGAAGUAGAUCCUACAGAUGAUGAAGAUUUACCUACAACCUUCAAAGAUAGUCUUGAUAAUUUUAUCAAAACAACUGAAAGUAAUAUAACGAAAGAGACCAUUUGCAGUUAUCUUGAUUGUGAGCGUUCUUGUGAAGCUGACAUUUUAAAGAACACCAACUAUAAGGGAUUUUUUCAGCUAAUGUGCAGUAAAAGUUGCUGUAUUUACUUCCAUAAAAUUUGUUGGAAAAAGUUCAAGAACUUAAAGUAUCCAGGAGAAAGUGAUCAGAGUUUUAGUGGGCAAAAAUGUUUGAAAGACGGCUGUGCAGGCGACAUGGUAAGGAUGCUACAGUGUGAUGUUCCUGGAAUUGUCAAAAUAUUGUUUGAAGUGGUGAGAAAGGAUGAAUAUAUAACCAUUGAAAACUUAGGACCAAGUUACAAGAAUUUGAUGUCUAUGGAAUUAACUGAUACUGAUAUUAGACCGAAAUUCAAUUUAAAAUCAGAUCCAAAAGAUGAAGUGCCUAUCUUCAAACUUGAUUAUAAUUAUUUCUAUCAUCUGCUUCAUAUAAUUAUUAUUUCUGGUACUGACAUUGUCCGGCAAAUAUUUGAUGAGGCUAUGCCACCCACCCUUUUGAAAAAAGAGCUGCUUAUACACAAGAAUGUGCUGGAACCCUACUACAAUCACCUUUGGACAAAUCACCCUUUGGGUGGAUCAUGGCAUCUGCUUUAUCCCCCAAACAAGGAGCUACCACAGUCCAAACAGUUUGACUUGUGCCUCUUAUUAGCACUCAUUAAACAUCUGAAUGUAUUCCCUGCACCCAGAAAAGGCUGGGAUAUGGAACCACCAUCUUCUGAUCUCUCUAAGUCUGCAGAUAUUCUGAGGCUCUGCAAGUACAGAGAUAUCCUUCUCAGUGAGAUUCUGAUGAAUGGUCUCUCUGAGACACAGUUCAAUUCAAUUUGGAAAAAAGUUUCUGAUAUCCUUCUGCGCCUUGGGAUGAAACAAGACGAUAUUGACAAAGUCAAGGAGAAUCCCAUUGAGAAUAUCUCCCUUGAUUAUCAUCAGCUGUCCAUUUAUCUAGGCAUACCAGUACCAGAAAUCAUCCAGAGGAUGUUAUCCUGCUAUCAACAAGGAAUUACUCUACAGUCAAUAACAGGCAGUCAGCGUAUAGAAGUAGAAGACUUACAGAAUGAUGAAGAAGAAUUGAGUCCACCUGUGAUGGAAUACAAUAUAGAUGUGAAAUCAAACACUGAAAUACAGUUAGCAGAAAUAAAUAAAGAUGUAGCCUCAAUACCGAGUGAAUCUUCAACUGAAUCUGUUAAAGAUCUUCAGGAGGUCAAAAGUAAAACAAAGAAAAAGAAAAGAAGUAAGAGUAAUAGAAAGGACAAGGACUCAGAAGACGAACAGGCCUCAUAUAUGGUAGAGAAGGACGACCAGCUGGAGACAGAACAAGUAGACAUGAGCACACUCAGUGCAUAUGUGAAAACAGAUACAAGUGAUGCACAGGACGACUCUGCAGCCGAGGACAAGUUCUGUAGUCUGGACGAACUGCAUAUCCUGGACAUGGUAGAGCCGGGCUCAUCUGGGAAGGACAGUGCAGACUUGAAGGAAACUGAAAGGGAGCGGCUCGCUCAUCAACAUCAGCUUUAUAAACUGCAGUAUGAAUGUGAAGAUUACAAAAGGCAACUGAAAACAGUGACAUUUCGGUGGCAGGAAAAUCAAAUGCUGAUUAAAAAGAAAGAAAAGAUCAUUGUAUCUCUUAACCAACAAGUGGCUUUUGGAAUCAAUAAAAUGUCCAAAUUACAGCGCCAAAUCCAUGCUAAAGAUGAUGAAAUCAAGAGCCUUAAAGACCAGCUUUCCUUGAAAAGAUCUCAGUGGGAAAUGGAGAAGCAUAAUCUGGAAAGCACGGUUAAAACGUAUUUAAACAAACUGAAUGCAGAAACCAGCAGAGCCUUAACAGCUGAGGUGUACUUUUUACAAUGUCGUAGAGACUUUGGCUUACUGCACCUCGAGCAGACAGAAAAGGAGUGCCUCAAUCAGCUGGCCAGGGUGACGCACAUGGCCGCUAGCAACCUGGAAUCACUUCAACUAAAGGCUGCUGUAGAUAGUUGGAACGCCAUUGUGGCGGAUGUUCGAAACAAGAUUGCAUUUCUCAGGACACAGUACAAUGAACAGAUCAACAAAGUGAAGCAGGGGUUUGCCUUGAGUACCUUGCCUCCAGUCCAGCUUCCUCCACCACCUCCAAGUCCUGAGAUACUGAUACAGCAAUUCUUAGGAAGACCUCUAGUGAAGGAAUCUUUCUUUAGACCCAUACUUACUGUCCCUCAAAUGCCUGCAGUUUGCCCUGGAGUCAUCUCUGCAGCUGUACAACCAAGGCCACCCCUGAUGCCUGGUAUAACCUGGGCUAUGCCAACACCUAUAGGUGACACUGUGUCACCCAGUGCAAGUCUGUGCAGUGAGCCUCUCAUGAUAAACUGGGAGAGGAUUACAGACAGGCUGAAAGCUACUUUUCCACAACAGACAAGGAAAGAGCUAACAGAUUUCUUACAGCAAUUAAAGGAUUCUCAUGGGAAGUCCGUGUCUCGACUGACAUUUGAUGAAAUUGUUUAUAAAAUUUCUCAAAUGAUUGAGCCCAAGAAAUCUGAGGGUGAAGAAAAGUCUGCUCCAGAUGGCAAUAAUGCUUCACCCAGCCACACCGCAUCACAGCCUAAUGUUCCCCAGGACCCCAAGUCAUCCCAGGGUUCUGCCACAUGGGAAGGAGCCAAAGAUGUGGAUAAUGACGAGGAAGAAGAGGAGCCUUGUGUAAUCUGUCAUGAGAAUUUGUCUUCAGAAAACCUUUCCGUUUUGCCUUGUGCUCACAAAUUCCACUCUCAGGAGGACAGCCUGGAGAUUUAAAUGGUAUACAGUAUACAGUUCCCAUGAACAGAACUAGGAGAAAUAUUGAUUGGCAUAGCAAUGAGUGACAAGACUAACAACAAAGAAGUGCCACUUUACCCCGACUUGCUAUAAAUUCUACAGUGUCCAUUGUACUUCUGUAAUAAUGGCCCUUCUCAUUUUAAAGCAGAAGACUUCCUUAGUUUCUCAGCUCUUGUGUUUACGUGUGAAGGUUCAGAUCCUGGAGUGUUAAUGUUAGAGAAGUGUAAGACUGACAUAUCAUUUGUGUUCUUGAUAUUUCCCUGUACUACCUGGGUCUGCUGCUGUAUAUCUGUUACUCAUGUAUAAUGAAUGCCUCAAAUCCUCUUGUGAUUUGACAAAAGAAAAGAUAAUCUUACACAAGAAGUGUUUUCUUGGGGAUUUUUUCAAACCGUGUUUCAAAGAUACAAUAUGUGGUACCUGAUGCAAAAUUAUGUGUGUUAUCUUCUUUGAUUUGAAGAGGUAUGAAAAAUAGACAAUCCCAGAGGUCUCCAAGAUGACACUUGGCCUAACCCAGCUUUCCCAUUUUGAAAUUUUAAUGUGUGAUGAGUUUUUAAAAAGAGUGUUUAAUAGAGCUUGUGCCCACUUCACAGUGAACAAGUAUGUGAUUCAUUCAGGUUACUCUUUGGGGUUAGUUAUUGGGCCUCAAACAGUCCCUGUACAUAAUCCUAUUACCUAAUUUGGCUCUGCAUUAUUCAGACAUCAAAAACACCUGGGUUUGAUGUCAAUACUUAGAGUCAAGACAUAAUGAAUACUUUAUAGUUCAAGAUAACUGUCAUUGUCACCGUAGAAAACAAUCAGAAGAGACUUUUCCUCCAGGGAGUUUCAGCUUUAGAGCCCCGUAAGGGUAUUGGUAACAUUCAUAUGCUUUGUUUGAUUUUUUUUAAUGAAUCAUAAAUGAAAAGAACAUAUAAAUAAAAUCUACAAAAAAGAGACUAUAGCAAGCUUCCCCAAUAUUUUUGUCAGGAAGAAGUGCUUGCCAUUUUUUAAAAUAGGGUGAGACCAAAAUUGGAGUCAAAUAGAUUGGCUUAAAGAUACUCUGCAGCUGCCAGUUAUGUUGCUUAGCAAAUCAGAGAGGGUGCCAUACUUGUAGCAGAUGGCUUGGCUCUCAGACCCCCCAGAAGAUGUAAUGGUCGUAACUACAGUGUAUAGCGUUGUAGCUGCCUCUGCUCAGCUAAGUUUGCAGCUCUGACUUGAAUCAUUUUGCUCCUUAGUGCAUUAGACCAUGGUUGAUGCAACAGGGCACAUGCCCCACCUGCAGGCUCCAUGUUUUGCUACCAGAAGAAUUCCCUGGCCACCCCAACGGGCAGUUUCCCAAGAUCUGAUACAAGGCAGGUAGCUAUACCUAAGAUUAGUUUUAGACACUGGAAUUUAGUUCUGCUUUUUUACAAGCUAAUUGUGUGAACAGUAUUAUGCAGCAGUAUGUCCUUGACCAGCUAUUCAUACCAGAGCUGAGUCAAAGAGAAUUGAGACAGAUCUACAGCAAAUGUAUAUUAAAUGGAAGGGACGUAAAGAACAUGGAUUUUAUUGCUUUUUGUAAGAUUUUACAUCUGUAAACACAAGACUUGUAAACAUGACUGCUAGUAUAUUUCUUAGAAUGUCCUGUCUUUUCUUCCUUUUUACUCUGUUGCCCUUUACUUUCUCUCAAGGAUGCUAUAUUUUAGUUUCCUGAGAUAAGUUUAGUAGAGCAAGCAGAAGGUAGCAAAAUCCUAUAGACUUAAGUUUUCUUGUUAACUUUGAAAGCUUAGUGUUAAAAUCUAAUUACUGUAAGUUUUAUUUCUAUCUCCCUUGUUCUUUCCUAUCUUCCGAGAUGCCUACACUUGAUGAGAUGAUGGCCUUUGACACUGGUGGCUGUGCAAUGGUUGGUAAUAGCUUGUGAAGGUGAUGGUCUGUUUCAGACUGUACAGAUCCAAUUUGUCAGUUUGCUGCCAUGUAAUCUCCAUACCAAUUACACUGUAGAAACUGCAACUAAGACUCGUCAAGAGCUAGUUCUUAAAAUCACGCCACAAGAUGCUUGUAUUCCUAAUAUUUAGCAAAAUAAAUACAGAAUGAAGUUAGAAUUAGAAAUCAAGAUGUAGUAAAAGGGGCAGACAUGCAAAUUAGGUCAUUUUCUGGGAUAACUGAGAUCUUAUAUUCCUUUGUAAACAUAUUCUUUGGUUCUUAGUCAUUUGCAUUUGGAGGAGUUGUGGGCUUUUUUGUCGUUUUGUUUUGCUUUUCUCUUUAAAGUUGUCUCCUUUUAUGUAGUUAUUCUGGGGAAGAGAAGAAGCCAUUAUGUGUACUUGCUGCUGCUUAUGACAGAUUUGAUAUCCACUAGACCAACUGUCUAUCAAAGCUUAUUACCGAGAGUUUCAAUUCUUAGACAACAAAGCCUGUUUUAAAAAAUAGUGUAAAUGCCUGUAAGUAUUGUACAUGCCUAUACCUUCAGACGCAAAGUAGACCUUGGCUACCUUGUGACACAUGUGUUCCUUGGUUCGUAUUUGCAAUCUCAAUUUUAUUAAUUUUGGGGGAAAAGUCCUUUUUGACUCAGCAACUAUUUUGUCUAUAUAUUUCAGUGUAAAUGUAUCUUGAAGUUACUGUGAAUCUCUAUUUAAAAAGUCAGUGCCUGUAAUUGUAUACUAAACUUUUUUUUAUUUUGAAAAUAAACUGAAAAAUGUGAAAAAAUAUUUUUAAGAUUCCAACAUCCGAGUGGGUAAGAUGACUUGGCAGCUAAUGGUGCUUGUUGGAGUUUGAUGACCUGAGUUCUAUCCCUGGGACCUGCAUGGUAAAAGGAAAGAACCAAUAAUCUGUAAAUUUUCCUCUGACCUUCUCAAUGUACAUUGUGGCUUUGGUGUGCACAUGCACACAGUACUUGUAGAUGCACGAAAGAGAAAGAGAAGAAAGACUUUUUAAAUAUGCCAUUUGUCUAUAUAUAAAGUACCAACAUUGUGUUGGAAUUGUAAAAUCUAGAACUUACGGGAUAUGUAAUCGUUGUCUUAUCAUGGUUAUGUAGCAAGUUACCUUGUAAUUUUUAGUUCAUGCUUACAGUUUGUUUCCUAGUUCAUGCUUAUAAUUGUAAUUUCAUUUUCAUGUGGAAAAUAAAAAUGUUUCUGAAUUGAA